AUGCCAGCCAACCGCUGCGAUGUCUACGAGAAGGCGGAGGGCUACGAGGAUAGAAUCUGGGCCUAUUCAGCUGGUUCUCUGGAGAACCAGACUGAAGGGCUGCUUGAUUACUUCGACCUGGCAGACGAAGCUUCCUCCAACCAACCUGCCUCUGCUGGAUCCGGCCGUUCGAACCCUCGCUCAAACCCCCACUCUGCCGUUGGUCUCUCAAGCUCUACGAACCCUCCCUCUCCUCUCCAACACACCGCAGAAGACCUUCUGAACCUUCUUCGCCCGAGCUCUGAAUCAACCGCUACUCGCAUUAACCGUCUUCGACGUCGCCGGGAACCUUCUGCGGAGAGACCAGAUCCUCCUGACAGCUUGCCCAGAAGUAACGGUUCCGGAUACAGCGGAGGUAGUCAUCACGCCUCUCAAGACUCCCUCUUAUACCAAACAUCACAUUCGCUAGAGAACGAGAGGCCUCUUACUAAACGGAGGCGCCUGGCCGACAAUAUGAAGCCGGACGGAGCAGCAUCGACGUCAAACACCAACGGUUACUCGCCAAUAACGAACGGGGCCACGAGCGCCUCAAAAAAGGCCGCCAUGUCAAAUAUCCUCAACGGCCGGUCUCCACACUCGCCAGCACAAUUCCAGACGAAUGGUACGUCUGAUCCAUCCUCGUCACCCACAUACUACGGCCAUAGUAGAGAAGAGGUUACGAGAAUAUUGAUUCAAAGUUUAUAUGAUCUGGGGUAUCCUGAUGCGGCCACCACUCUGUGUCGUGAGAGUAAAUACGAACUGGAGAGUGGCGCAGUGGCUGCGUUUCGGUCAUGUGUAGUGGAUGGAGAAUGGGCUGAGGCAGAGCGAAUUCUCUUAGAGUCGUUGUAUGAAGACGAAAAGAGCAUGGCAAAUGGAAAACAGCGAUCAGGAAAUCACGGCUUGGUUUUAGCUAAGGAUGCGGACAAGAAUGAAAUGCUGUUUUGCUUGAGGCAACAGAGGUUUCUUGAGCUACUUGACCGGCGGGAUCUCGCAACUGCACUCAUGGUUUUACGGAACGAGCUUACCCCUCUGAACCACGAUAUCUCUAGACUCCAUGCACUUUCAAGUUUAUUGAUGUGUCCGCCUGAAGACCUUCGUGCGCAGGCAGGACUUGAAGCGUCGGUGAUUAGCUCUAGACAGAAGCUACUUGACGUGCUUUCAAAAUCCAUUUCUCCUUCGGUUAUGAUUCCCCAGCAUCGCCUAGCAGCUUUACUCGAUCAGGUUAAACAAGGCCAGAUCAAUCGUUGUUUAUACCACAAUACUGCAGAAACGCCUUCACUCUAUUCCGAUCAUAUGUGUGACCGUGCUCAAUUUCCUAGAGAAGCCGUAACAGAGCUCAGUCACCACACUGAUGAAGUGUGGUAUUUGGAGUUUUCCCAUGAUGGUACAAAGUUAGCUACCGCCAGUCGCGAUCGAUCUGUGAUCAUUUACGACGCAAAAACUUUCAAUCUUCUACAUAGAUUGGAAGACCACACUGGCCCCGUCGCCUUCACGACUUGGAGCCCGGACGAUACCAAAUUGAUCAGUUGCUGUCAGGACUAUAGAGCCCGGUUAUGGGACGCGGAUACGGGUCGGUGUAUUCUUACUAUCAAUCAUCACCAUGAACCUGUUACCUCUGCUGCGUGGGCUCCCGAUGGCGAAACCUUUGUCACCUGUUCUCUUGACCAGCAAUCCCAGUUAUGUCUCUGGGAUACUCAAGGAACUGCACUUUAUACCUGGCCUGGCUCCUCGCGAAUUAGAGACUGCGCCAUCUCCCCGGAUGGGAAGCGACUGAUUGCCAUCUCGAUAGAGAGGAGGAUUCACGUAUACAACUUUCAAACUCGGGAAGAAGAGUAUAGUAUUCUUCUGAAGCUUGAUCUUACGUGUAUCAAUAUUACUCGAGACUCCAGGUACAUGCUGGUCAACAUGUCUGAAGGUGAAAUUCAACUUCUCGACAUCGAAACCACAGAUGUGGUUCGCCAAUAUUCGGGCCAAAAACAAGCCAAGUUCAUCAUCCGGGGCAGCUUUGGCGGUGCCGCAGAAAAUUUCAUUGUGAGUGGGAGUGAAGAUUCGAAAAUCUAUAUCUGGCAUAAGGAAAACAGCACUCUGGUUGAGACUCUUGAGGGUCAUUCAUCCGGCUGUGUUAAUGCGGUGGCAUGGAACCCUAAGGACUCUGGAAUGUUUGCGUCGGCUGGUGAUGACAGAAAAGUCAAAAUGUAA
Ophidiomyces ophidiicola is the source of this 2217-nucleotide messenger RNA. RefSeq lists its product as uncharacterized. Gene Ontology annotation, molecular function: protein binding. Gene Ontology annotation, cellular component: GID complex. The coding region runs from base 1 to 2217 and encodes 738 amino acids. NCBI's taxonomy places the organism in Eukaryota, Fungi, Ascomycota, Eurotiomycetes, Onygenales, Onygenaceae. Gene Ontology annotation, biological process: proteasome-mediated ubiquitin-dependent protein catabolic process. The record is from RefSeq and is a predicted model, not a curated record. The transcript has 7 exons.